Messenger RNA from Exophiala bonariae, 1512 nucleotides. RefSeq lists its product as uncharacterized. NCBI's taxonomy places the organism in Eukaryota, Fungi, Ascomycota, Eurotiomycetes, Chaetothyriales, Herpotrichiellaceae. The transcript has 3 exons. The record is from RefSeq and is a predicted model, not a curated record. The coding region runs from base 1 to 1512 and encodes 503 amino acids.
AUGAAAGAAGGCGUGGAGCAUGAAACCAGCGACGGCAUCAACUGCGACAUCGAGGCUUUGGGUUCCAAUGUCGACCCAAAAGGAGCAGCUUUGAUCGAGCUUAUCGCCCGUCGCAACAACUCCUGUUUCUACGAUGAGAGCCCGCGGUGUGAGUCUGGUGGAAUAGAGCAGUGCAUUGCCGCUCGAGGGGGAGCCUUUGACGAAUCUUCAUCUUCCACGUUAUCAGCGAACAGCAUAGGGUUUCGAGACUUCAGCAGAUUGGAUCCCCAACUGGCUCUGAACGACGACGAGGUACUGGUUAACACAGACACUCUCACCAUCAACACGUCUUUUGCAGUGGAGCAUUAUCCUUUCGGUAUUCCUCGCCAGGACCUCGGAGACUAUUCAAGCUUGGGCUUAGGGAGGGAUUCUAGUUUGCUUACCAUGCUCCGGGAUGCAGGCAGCAUCGCCUCUCGCAGCUAUUCACUUUACUGGGGUCAAACCGGCACCGCCACUGAGCACCAGCUUGAUGGCAACCUUGUUCUCGGAGGCGUGGAUGUAGCCAAGAUCAGUGGUCAGAACUACACCACGGGCCUCGGUGAUGCAACACUAUGUCCUUCGGGCCUCGUUGUUUCAGUCUCGGAUAUGACCAUGAACUUUCCGAACGGAACAUCGGCCAGCAUCAUGGGUGGGGUUUCUGGACAGACAGUCAACUAUUGCAUCAGACCAGACUUUCCGUUGAUCACCGUGACGCCCGCGUUGUGGGAGCAAUGGAUGAUUGCUCAUCCACCAUCAUUCACGGACGGUGGCGCCCAGGACCGAGCCAGAGGGCUACCCAAUCUAUGGGGUCUCAUCUACCCACCAAGCCUCAUAUUUCAGGGAGAUCUCAAGCUCACAAUCGACCAAACCAUGGAGAUCAUCAUCCCCAAUCACCAGCUCGUGCAGCACUAUUACACGUUCGACGACAAAGGAGACAUCAGCGUCAACGACUCCGUCCUAGAGCUAAUGAUCAACCCGUUGCAAGAUGUGAACGAGAAUGACUUCCCACAGCUUGGAAUGACAUUUCUACAAGCGGCGUAUCUGCAUGUCAACUACGACGAUGAUAUUUUGAUGCUGUGGCAAGCAAAGGCCACCGAGUCUCAGUCACCCAUCGGUAUUGGCAAAUCCGGGACGGGGUGUGCUGCAUUUCCCACGGAUACAUCAUCGGCGACUUCUGUACCACAGCCGCAGAGCAAUUCGCUCACACCGGGCGCUAUAUCGGGCAUCGUGGUUGGCGUUGUGGUUGCGAUGAAAUUUAUCGCAGGAAUGAUUUUUUGGGGCAUCGCUCGACGGCGUCAUUCUUCAGAACUUAACGCCACACGGAAGGCUUCUGACCAUUCUGGUGGGGAUGGGCACACCAAAUGCUCAUCAAUAUACCGUAAACCAGAAUUGGAGGCAUCGGAAGUGAUUGUCGACGGUGGGCAACGUCAUACAAUUCAGCCAUGGUCGUCAGGUCAGAUAGUGGUGGAACUACCUUCUGAGAGGUAUGAUUGA